Porites evermanni is the source of this 5235-nucleotide messenger RNA. Lineage: Eukaryota; Metazoa; Cnidaria; Anthozoa; Scleractinia; Poritidae. The record is from the annotation of a GenBank genome assembly.
AUGGAUGAGUUAAAAGUGGAAAAUGUUCCUUUGCAUGUUAUUCCUGUGACAGAAUAUGAUCCAUUUGAGGUUUGUGUUAUUACACUUGUAUUGAUUGAGCUUAAAUUAAGCUUAUGUUCAUAUAAAACAACACGAGAUUCUAUAGCUUCUGGCAAAUAAUACAUAAUUAAUGAACGACUUUACGCUAAAAAUCCCCGACAUUUAUUCAAUUCAGUCGUCACAUAUUCAAUUUAGACGCUGAUGAAAUGUGUGUGUGUUAAAUUUUUCAAGGUCUCUUACAUUUAUUCUGUAAAUUAUGAUCGGGUUUCCAGUUGUAGAAUUCACCAGACAUGGCCAAUUAUCAGCGAUGUUUAUUCGUAAAGGAGACAUGUGUGAUAUUCAUUUGAUUUGCAUAUUUUCUAUGCUGAGGAAAAAGUGAUUCAUUCAAGUAGAAAGGCUUUUGUGAAGAUUCCACAUGCACCUUUGACUGUACUGUGUUCUAACUUAACAUAAAAAAAAAUAUUAUACUAAUCAUGCUGAGUUUUUGUGAGAAAUCUCUCGCUGUGUUAGUUUCUUAAGAAAGGCCACUGUUGAAAACAUACUGCUCAAACAUUGGCUGCUUUUAUACUAAGGAUGCAUUAUCUGUUUGGACGAACUUGGGCAAACAUUUUGUACUUCGUCCAGUUAAGCGUCUCAAGUAUAAAGAUGGGAACAAGAUGCAUUUUGCGUCCAGAUGAACUACCUUUUGUAUUGCGUCGUCCAAGAUGUAUUACGAGGAUAGUUCAUCCAGAUGCAUAUCGUGUCUUUUGCCUGUCCUUAUACUAAACUUGAGAUGCACAACCAGAUAAACAACAAAAUGUUUGCCAAAGUUCGUCCAGAUGGAUAAUACGACUGUAGUAUAAAAACAGCCUUUGGCUUCACAGUUAUGUGUUUAAAAUUUUAACUAUCUGUCAUAAUUAUGAUUAUUGUGUACUGUACUUUUAAGAACCUUGCUGUGAUGGCAUAGUUAGUAAGGGGACUCUAUUGCAUGUAACUAUGGUUAUGGUAAUUAAGUUUUAAGCAAAUUUGUGGGGCAAAUAAGAGGCAUGAGAGACAUGGAAUUAUACUAUUUAGCCGUAUGGUAGUUGAAAAUGCUUUAUUUGUUUUAUUCUAGUCACCCACAAAACCUUGUACAACAUGAACAAAAGUUGUUAAUUAAUUUAUAAAAUUAAUGUGACAAGGAAGCCUAAUGAAGCUUGAAGCUUAUAUUAAUAGGCUUCCUUCAACUACCUAAUGAACUAAAUUCAUGGCUGAGUGCAGAGUUAGCAAGAUCAGAAAAUUAAGUGACAGAUCGGCUAUCAGUGAGAUAAUUCUUUANGUUAUGUGUUUAAAAUUUUAACUAUCUGUCAUAAUUAUGAUUAUUGUGUACUGUACUUUUAAGAACCUUGCUGUGAUGGCAUAGUUAGUAAGGGGACUCUAUUGCAUGUAACUAUGGUUAUGGUAAUUAAGUUUUAAGCAAAUUUGUGGGGCAAAUAAGAGGCAUGAGAGACAUGGAAUUAUACUAUUUAGCCGUAUGGUAGUUGAAAAUGCUUUAUUUGUUUUAUUCUAGUCACCCACAAAACCUUGUACAACAUGAACAAAAGUUGUUAAUUAAUUUAUAAAAUUAAUGUGACAAGGAAGCCUAAUGAAGCUUGAAGCUUAUAUUAAUAGGCUUCCUUCAACUACCUAAUGAACUAAAUUCAUGGCUGAGUGCAGAGUUAGCAAGAUCAGAAAAUUAAGUGACAGAUCGGCUAUCAGUGAGAUAAUUCUUUAAAUUUUUUUUAAAAACAAAUAUGCUCAUUAUUUAAUGAUGUUAACAAGUUUUGUGAUUUGAUCUGAAAAAAUUAAUAUCCUUUAAGGUUUGCUCUACAUUCACCCCAUAGACCCUGAGAGAGACUAGUAUAGUAAAAGGACAAAUUGAUGAUUAUGAAAGCUACAAGGGACUGAUUUUUAGAACACGGGUUUUAGUGAAUUCUUUGAGAAUUGUAUGUUGAGCAUUGCAGUUUGGACUUUGGCUUAAAGUUUUUAAAAAAUGUUUUUCAUCUCGAAUUACCUGUAAAACUGUUGAACCUCUUCACAUCGUAGAGGGGUGAUAAGGAUGCCAGUUAUGUACCUGUACAACCAAUUGUUGCUUUCCUGUAAGGCCUAUUGUGUCACAUUUAAGCAAGAUAAUGAAAUAAAAUGUUUUCAAAACAGUUCAGAAUAAGAUGUCAUUAAAAUGAAGCAAGUGAGUGAAAGUGAGUACAUCAGUUUUUGCAUUGUUAAAUUUUGACUGGUCUGCUUAGUAGUUAAUGCCAUUGGAGGGUUCUCAAUAGGUCAAUAGGGGCUCAAGCUAGGGAGUGGGGAUUCCCCCAGCUACUAAGAGCAUGACCCCUGGCUACUUUCAUAGGAAGCAAAAUAAAUAAAUAAAUAAAUGAUUACAGGGCAACUUGAAAUCUCGGUGACAGCCCUGAAUUGUGGAGAGGUGACUACUUGUUGUAGAGAUGUUGGUAGAGAACAUCUCCUAAUUAAACCAUUUGGCUGGCUGUUUGUUAGUUGAGAGGUUGAAGCAAAGUUAACAUAUGGACUGGUCAGUUUAUCAGCUGUUAAUGAAAAGAGGUGGUCAUCAGUUGACUUUUAUUGUCACAUGUCACCUCAUGGUGGGUACAUGACUGCAUCUCCAUGAGCUCUUUCUGAUUGAAAAAUUGUAAUUAUCUUUUAUUUCCACUUUGAUUAGCUGCAUAGCAUUUGUGGAUAAGGACUUUUGUGUAUAAAAAUGUUAACAUUAAUCACUAAAAAAACUUGUACUUGAACUUAAUCUAUAGACCUAUGGUCAUUAUAGAGAAGUUAACAUAUGGACUGGUCAGUGAUUGUACCAAUGUUUAUAAUUUGGCUCUUUCUCUGUUUUUUUUUUAGGCAAAGUUUGCAGCAUCAUUAUACUGGUUGGUUUUCCGUGCCACUGAAGAUGGAGAGUUUGAGAACAUUCCUUCUCAAGUCACCAGUCCUAUUCAACGUGACUCAGAGGUACACACGUACAGUCUAUACAUCUACACUGUCUUGUAGAUCAUAGAAAUGAUGCCAUAAAUAUGUCCAAAAAUGCAAUAUUCAAGUUAGUUUAAUGGCAAUUACUUUCAUUGAAAAAUUGGCAACAUUUUAUGGCAUUUUUGAAGAGCGCAGACAAUAUUUAGUUUUUGUAAGUCUAAGGCCAUCUUCAGUUCCAAAGUUUUCAUGAGCCAAACCAUAUUCCUUGAAUCUAGAAGUCGUGAAAAGUUUGGGAUUUAGAUCAAUAGGGCUGUCAUUAAGAGCCGAGGGCCAGGGAUUCCCCCUGGCAACUAUGAAUGUGGCCCCUGGCUUCUUUCAUUGGAAAAUAGGAGAAAAAUAGAGUCAAAAGAACUCUCUCUAACUGUUUGAAUUCCUUCCUACUUGUUGUAUUUACCCAGCAACUUGAAAUCUUUGUGACAACCCUGGAUCAAUAAAACUAUUAUUAACCCAUUAACCCAUUCACCCCUGAGCUGCCCAUAACUGCCCAUGCGAUGCCGAUCAGUUUUAAUGGUCAAGGACAACUUUGUCCGCCAACUUGUGCAGAGUGAAGAGAUCUUUCGAACCAUACCAGAUUGGGCACAAUUCAGUCAAGUACCCCAGAGAGAAAGGCAAAAAACCACGUAACAUUGACCUGAAAAUUUCCAUGAAAAUCUUGUUCCACUACCCACCUACCUUUCCUUUCAUCUAAUCCCAAGAUCCUAAAAGCUUUCCUAAAAACCUUUGCCACCAAAAUGAAGCCUACUAAUUGACUUACAGUAGAAGGAACAGUUUUGAUUCAGUUUGAUCCAGACGCUGGAUUUUUUUUAACUUUAUGGUUAUAAUGAUUAUUAUACUGGUAAGUUCCAAAUUUUAGAAUAAUAUUUUUUGUCUCAAAGAUUUUUAAGGAUGGCCAAUUUUUUAUGAGUUUGGCAUCUGAAUCAACAGGUGUUAUCUUGACUAACAAGACAGGGUUGGAUGUAAAAAUUAAGGGCUAACACAGGAAUGUUGCUAAGAGCGGGCUGCUGGCAAAUUUCACUAUCUGAAUAAGAAUUUACCACCAGCUCAAAUUGCUCUGGGAAACAGACAUGUGGUAAUUUUUAGGGUAGCCUGUGCCACAGGUAAAACUAAACUCUGGUUAAGUCCAUCUGCGAAAAAGCGACAAAAUCCUUGUUGUGGGCCCUCACCUGGGUAUCAGGAUUUGAGUAUGUGUCAUGAUUGGCCUGUUAAAAAAGCCAUUGUCGAUUUGCCAGUCAGGAGCGUGAAAAGAAAUUCAAAACACACUUCCAGUAACUCGUUGAGUCCGUUGGGGAUCUUGAACAAGGAUAUCGGUUGCUGCUUCGCAGAUGUUACUAACCAAGAUUAAAUUAUGUCUGUGACACAGGCUAUUUUGAAGGUUGAGUUGGAGAAAAAGUUGGCUUGACAAAUAAAAAAGCCUGUGUAGCUUUUCUUUAGCUACACACCUAAGUGACAGUAUUUAUUUUCACCAAAAGAGUAGACCAAAGCAUCCAAGAUACACUGUUUAUGUAAUAAUAUUAUGAAAAAUUACAACAGAAACAAGGAAAAAUCAUUAAACAUGUCUUCAUCUGUUCUGAGCUUUUUGCAGAAGAGUUAUCAACCUGUUUGCAUCCCAACAUUAAUUUUAUUUACUUAAAUACAGAUUUAAAGAUCAUCUGUGCCGAAUUGCACUUGUUUGUUGGUACUUGGAUUUCAAGGCGAAGCCUUAGGGCUUCAAAUCUGGAAAAUGCUGAUCAGCAAAAAUUCACAACUUCUACUUAGGGGGUUUCAUUUUAUUCAUCUUUUGACUUUUGUUAAUUACACGGCUGUCACUAAGAUUUCAAGUUCCUGGGUAUCUGCAAUUAGUAGGUGGGGAAACUGAACAGCCAGGGAGUUCUUUUGGUCUCAUUUUCCCUUUAUUCCCUACGAAAAAUAGCCGCCAGGGUUCAUUCUCAUAGUAGGUGGAAGAAAUCCCCAGUCCCCUGCCCCUAGUGACAGCCCUGAAUUAAGUCUCUCUUUUCAUAGAAACGGAUCACAGUCCGCCCAGAGGUGACAGAAUUCCUUACGAAUGGUGAGAUCUACAGUAAGGUUUGUAACAAUAUUUUUCAUGGGAAGGCUCCUGCUGUUGGUCAGUGGGCUAUCAUCCAGACACUCUCUCGUCAUGGCUUUUAUGUGGUUGAGGAAGGUGACAUUGCUGUUACAGAUUCUGCCUUACAACAAAAGAAACCCUUUAGAAAGGUAACU